CAACAGAGCUAAUAGCUAUUAUCCGGCUUUACAAUAUGGCAAUUCUGUUGCAGCUUAUGGUGAUGACCGCAGUCGUAGUUGCAUUUUCGACUGGUUUGUAUGUUACUUUAGCACAUUCUGUCGGUCUUGCCGUUACUGUCUGUGUCAUAGGUGCCAUCUCUUUUUAUAUGGUCUGCUAUAUGAUUCUUCUACCUGAAAAUUAACUAUUAUAGUUGCAGUCAUGCCGAAGUAGGUAAAAUUGAGUUGGGGGUAAUAGGACCCCGUGAGUGUAGCAAACCAUGAUCAUCAGAAGUCAUCUUUGUUUCAGCAUCAUUAGAAGUCAUCCUCCUAUGACGUAUGAGCGGAUGCCCUCAACCUACCUCUUCCUCCCAUCUGCGCUAUCUAACCUCUGAUAUCUUACUAUCUCCGAGUUCAUUUACCCUUCAUGCAAAACCAUUACAUAGAAAAAGGAUGAAUCUCCAAAGUAGAAACCUAAGUAUCACUAUUUGCCUUUGACCAAAAGAAAGGCAUUUGUUAUUUUCCUUGAUCGGAAGAAAGGUAUUUGUUAACUGAACUUUGCCUUGAUCAAAAGAAAGGGAUAACAGUUCUUGGUUGGGUUUUAUACUUUAUAAUUUCAUUUCAUGAAACAUAUAUUACUCAAACUGUAUUAUAAUUCCCUCUGUUUCACUUUGUUUGUUGUAGUUUGACUUAGCACAAUGUACUAAAUAUACCUUAACUAUCAACUUAGAGAUAAACCACAGCCGAAUCAGAGAGGUGCAAAUCAAUCCAGUCAAAUUAGAGAUAAGCAUCCAGUACCCCCUCGAACUAUAAAAAAAUUUUAACGUAUUUUUGUCAACCUUUUGUGCUGACAUGACACCUUUAUUACAUAUGAGGUCCACGUCAAAGGUGCCACAUUAGCUAAAAAGGGUGAUAAAAUACACUAAAAUUGAGUUCAGGGGUAAUAGGACCCCUGUGAUGUUAGAGUGUGUCGUAGCAAAUUUAGUUAUAGUUCAGGGGUACUAGAUGCUUUACUCGUCAAAUUAUUGUACAAUGCCAUUGUCCCAACAAAUCUUUAUUAAACACCUUCAAGUCUUUAAUGUGAACUGAUGGAUGGAGUAUAUAUAUGUACUUGAUGAAGUCUAUUUACCUAAGUCUUUGCAUUUGAAUAUCUUAAUAUUAUGCCAGCCUGGUGUAGAACUUCUAGGUGUGUUAUAUUUCUUAAUGAAGUCUUUGUUGAGUCUUUAUAUUAGAAUAUCUGAAGAUACCAGACUGGUCAAUUUUAUAUAUAUGGUGCGGCAAUAAGCUGACAUUGUUGAUAUUAAAGUAUCCAAUGAACUUGAGAGUCCUUUUCUACCAAUAACCUUCCACCGGCAACAAAUAUCAAAUACCAAGUAUCUCUAUCCAUCAAGGCUAGAACAGAUAAGAAGAAAUACCAACUUCGUUGACCAAUGGACCUCACCUUUGGAUGCUGCUUGCACUAAAGCUCCCGCUAUGGGCAGGGUCCGAGAAAGGGCCUCACCACAAGGGUGUAUUAUAGGCAGCCCACCACAAGGGUGUAUUAUACACAAACUUACCUUUCAUUUCUACUGAGGCUGUUUCCAAGGUUUGAACUCGUGACCUCCUAGUCACAUGGCCGACAUUUAUGUCAUGCAUGGGAUGGACCCCACUUGGAUGAGUCUGAAACGACUUGACUAAGCAGAGACUUGACUAUUAAGAGUAAUUUUUUUCCUAUAUAAUGUUUGAGAGAAAGCAAACGACAUACCAAGAAUCAUAAUUUUGGAUAAUAUCUCAAAACAAAAAAGAAUGGUGGACGUCGUGGUGGGUUAUAUGAUAGAUACACUCCUGCCCAUGAUGUCUGUGACAAGAAGGAUGAUGGUGCCGAUACCAGAGGCGGAGUCAGAUCGUAAUGAUCGAGAAGAAAAAGCUAAGAGAGAUGAAACAGUGGUUGAAAACAUUAUGAAGGCAGCUCAAAUACAUUUAGUUGUGGCAGCUCUGUUAAUGACAGUGACCUUCACAGCUGGUUUUACGUUACCAGGAGGUUUUGAAAGCGAUACUAAUAGUCCUAAUAAAGGGAUGGCGAUUCUAU
Messenger RNA from Capsicum annuum, 2065 nucleotides. RefSeq lists its product as uncharacterized. Gene Ontology annotation, molecular function: protein phosphatase regulator activity; protein phosphatase 1 binding. Gene Ontology annotation, cellular component: plasma membrane. The record is from RefSeq and is a predicted model, not a curated record. Lineage: Eukaryota; Viridiplantae; Streptophyta; Magnoliopsida; Solanales; Solanaceae.